GUUCCAAGGGUACGCAUGUAUAGGCGCUUCCCCGUACCGCACUUUCUCGGGUUUCUCAGAACAAAAGCUCUUUGCAAAAAAGUGCACCAGUUCCGCGGUCGCCGCCGUGUUUCCGGCCUUCUCCAGGAUUUUUUUAUCACCCUUGUUGGGCGCAAAGAUGCCGGUCUCAAAGCGAAGCAAGGUGGUUUCUUUGACGAAAGUGAAGAAGCAGAAGUGCGGGGGACGGGGCAGGGAGGUAAAGGAGCAGUGGAUGGACACCAUCAGAAGCGUCUGUGAAGAGGAGAACCAGCAUGUUUACCUUGUCGAGUUCGUGAACCAGAGAAAUUCUCUGCUGAAGCUCGUCCGGGAUCUCAUAAAGCCAGGCAGAGUUUUUUAUGGCAAAAACAAGGUCAUCCAGCGGGCGCUUGGCACCACUUCCACAUCCGAGUGCCUCCCGAAUAUUCACAAGCUCUCCAAGAAGUUGACAGGACACCGGGCUCUGCUGGUGUGCGAGCACUCGUCCGAAAAGUUGCAGACGCUGCUGAGCAAGGUUCAGGCGAAAGAAUUUGCGAGGGCUGGAUUUGUCGCCACCGAGAGUAUACAGCUGAAGGAAGGGUUCGACGCCCUUGCGCAAUUUCCUCACUCGCUAGAGCAGCGCUUUCGGUCUCUGGGUCUUCCCACGCUUCUCAAGGACGGUAAAAUUCUUCUUAUGGGUGACUACACCGUCUGCACAAAAGGAGAGCCUGUGACUCCCGAACAGGCGCAAGUCCUCAAACACCUGGGCGUCAAGAUGGCUGAGUUUCACAUCAAGCUUCUCGCCGAAUGGCACAAGGGGCGCUACCGCACAGUGGACGACACCAUCUGAAAUAUAUUUCUUCCUCUUGUUAACAAAAUAUGACUUGCUUCCAUCUUCUCUGGUUGUCUGAAACUUCUUAUCGUUUUUCUGGCUCAAACGGUCUUGUCGCCACAAAUCGUAUUCGUUUU
Toxoplasma gondii ME49 is the source of this 963-nucleotide messenger RNA. Its product is annotated as mRNA turnover 4 (MRT4) family protein. NCBI's taxonomy places the organism in Eukaryota, Apicomplexa, Conoidasida, Eucoccidiorida, Sarcocystidae. The transcript has 5 exons. Gene Ontology annotation, biological process: ribosomal large subunit assembly; nuclear-transcribed mRNA catabolic process; rRNA processing. The record is from RefSeq and is a predicted model, not a curated record. Gene Ontology annotation, cellular component: preribosome, large subunit precursor; nucleolus. The coding region runs from base 158 to 844 and encodes 228 amino acids. Gene Ontology annotation, molecular function: RNA binding.